AUUGGUGGACAAGCGCCGAGUUCAAGAGGAGGCACAUAGCAGGACAGCUAAAGAGAGCUGCGAUGAUAGGUGGGUCACACACGCAAGGCAGCAUGCCCAUGACCGUCAUCAUGCAGAACAAGGUGAGAAAAAGCUUUCUCUUAACCUUGCUCAUCAGGUUGUUCCUUAUUCCGCAAAUGCGUCCCUCUUGAUGCAUCUUCGUGCUCUCUUUUGCAGGAAAAAGAGUUAGGAACGACGCCCUCGAUGUUUCUGGUGUGGAAAGAGUGCCAUCAGAAGAAGAACAAGGAUGGGACACUAUCGUGGGUGAGCGAGAACGCCGAGCUGAAGGACACCGAGUACCGGGCCGGCUUUGCUGAAUCAUAUGGCGAGGCGAACCCUGAGAUCGAGCCCUUUGACCCCGAGGUUGCCAUGCGUAGGGGAGGUGGCAGGAAGAAUGGCCGCUUGUGGAUGUGUGAUAGCGCCAUCGAUCCUAGGACCGUCCGGUCUAUGAGAGAGAUUAGGCAUGACAGCUCGAGCUCCUCCACUACCAUACAGUCUCGCCCGACGCCGGCGUCUAGAGCCAUUGAGAAGCUUCGGGAGGACUUUGAGAAUGAGAGGAAAGAGAGGGAGCAGGCACAGGCCCUCCUUGCUCAGCAGAGUCAGAUGAUGGCGCAACAAAAUCAGAUUAUGGCGUGGUUUACACAGAGGAUGGCAGCGUGCGAGUCCCAGUUAUCGGCCCUUCUGCCAAGUGGCGCCACUCUUCCUACAGUUGGUCCACCUCCUUUUAACCUCAACGCAUGGCUUCAGGCCUCCGGUGGAUCCAACAACGCGGAGCUCGGUGGACCAUCGUCUCAGGACGAGACCAUGCAAACGCCUCCUACGGGGGGUAACCCUGACAACCCGCUCGCUCGCUCGCUCUUCUAGGACGUGCAUGAAGGAAGGAGCUAUUCGACGUUUUGAUUACAUGUGAUGAGCUCUAUGCAUGGUUGUACUCUAUUUGUGGUUUGGACUCUAUGUGUGAACUUGUAUUUUAUUUGUGGUUUGGACUAUGUGUGAACUUGUAUGAUCUUAUUAUGGACAUAUGCACUCUAUUUGUGGCUUUGGUUCUUGUAUGCACUUAUUAUGGACAUAUGUUGUGUUGUUUGAUCUUGUAUGUGAUCUAUUUGUGGCAAUAGAUCAUUAUAUUGUGCAUUACAUGUUAUAUGAAUUGAAUUAUGUCGAUAUUGUGCCACA
Messenger RNA from Lolium perenne, 1212 nucleotides. The record is from RefSeq and is a predicted model, not a curated record. NCBI's taxonomy places the organism in Eukaryota, Viridiplantae, Streptophyta, Magnoliopsida, Poales, Poaceae.